ACAACCGGUCAGUAUGGUAUUUCCUUUUAGCUAGCUAUUUCAAAACAUAAUCUGAAAGGACAAAGUUUCGUGUGUAGCUCGAUCUGGCUAUGAUCGCAAAUGGAAAUCGAACGGUCUGAAUGGCCAGCGGUUCAAUGUAGCUAGUAGCUAAUAUAGCUAGCAUAGUCUAGUGUGUGUUCAUGUUGCUCUCGCCUGUAUUCUGUCCAGUAGAUUCCCACCGCUCUCUCGUCACUACAGGAUGCUCAAGCUCUUCGGAGCGCUAGUUCUUUUCGGACUAGCGCUGGCGUGCUUAGCUUCCUGGGUGCUAGAGAGCUAUGACACCUCUUGGCACCCCAAACGGAGUGUUCGGCAGUUCAUCGCCGGGGAUGGAGAGAAGGCUAGUAGGACCAGUCUUCCUCCGUAUCCCGGCGGCGAAUUGGAUAACAUAUUCUGGUUCGUGCAGGUGAGUGGAUCCAGCUGCUAACUCAUUUGGCUAACUAAGUGUUGUCACUGUCACUGUCAGUGUCAAUUGUCACUAUCAAUUGUCAGGGUGACAGCUGUUAGCGAGUAAGUAGACCAAAGGGUAGUAGUGUUCAUGUAAAAAUCUACACUGAAUGGGGUCACAGUCCAAUUUCCUUUUUGGGUGCUAUGCUGUCAUGCAUAGACAAAGUUGGCACCAGCCAGCCAUCAGGUUGUAAGACUUUGAACCCAGUUGUAGUAAUACGUCUGUAGAGAGGAUAUACCAAGUGGAAUAUGUUGUCAAAACUAGCUAGAUGCCCUAGUUUGUGCUUUCAACCCCUGAAUGAUGUCCUGUACCCGCACAGGUGUCUGACAUUCAUAUCAGUCGAUUCCAUGACAAAAAACGAAUUCCAGACUUCGAGAAGUUCUGCACUGAUACCAUUGAAGUGAUCCAACCUGCUCUUGUGCUCGCAACAGGUAUGUCGGACAUUGCUUCUUGCUCAUUAGUUUUGUAGCAGCCCCCAACAUGUCAGCUUGCUGAGUUUCUGCACUAUCACAAGAGCAACCAUGAACCUGAAGUGAGUUAUUAUUUCUCAUAAGUCUGUCUGUCUGUUCCUCUGUCUGCCCACCUAACAGGAGACCUGACGGAUGCGAAGACGGAGAGCAAGGUGGGCUCCCUGCAGCAUGAGGUGGAGUGGCAGGCCUAUCACAACAUCCUGAAGAGGUCCCGGGUUCUGGAACGCACCAAAUGGAUUGACAUCCGUGGAAACCAUGGUGACUAAUAUAAUAUACCUCCUCUAAUAUUCUCUUACACUUAAUGAUUUCUAUAAUCGAAAAAUAAUUGUGGUCCUAUGAACAGGGUUGAUAGAUGGGUAUGGAAUUGGGUCGUAAAUGUCUAGAAAUGUACAAAGCCAGUCAGUUGAAUUGGACUUGGUCAGACGUACACUACCGUUCAAAAGUUUGCGGUCACUUAGAAAUGUCCUUCUUUUUGAAAGAAAAGCAAUUUUUUUGUCCAUUAAAAUAACAUCAAAUUGAUCAGAAAUACAGUGUAGACAUUGUUAAUGUUGUAAAUGGCUAUUGUAGCUGGAAACGGCUGAUCUUUAAUGGAAUAUCUACAGUUGAAGUCGGAAGUUUACAUACACUUAGGUUGGAGUCAUUAAAACUCGUUUUUCAACCACUCCACACAUUUCUUGUUAACAAACUAUAGUUUUGGCAAGUCGGUUAGGACAUGUACUUUGUGCAUGACACAAGUAAUUUUUCCAACAAUUGUUUACAGACAGAUAAUUUCACUUAUAAUUCACUGUAUCGCAAUUCCAGUGGGUCAGAAGUUUACAUACACUAAGUUGACUGUGCCUUUAAACAGCUUGGAAAAUUCCAGAAAAUGAUGUCAUGGUUUUAGAAGCUUCUGAUAAGCUAAUUAACAUCAUUUGAGUCAAUUGGAGGUGUACCUGUGGAUGUAUUUCAAGGCCUACCUUCAAACUCAGUGCCUCUUUGCUUGACAUCAUGGGAAAAUCAAAAGAAAUUAGCCAAGACCUCAGAAAAAAAGUUGUAGACCUCCACAAGUCUGGUUCAUCCUUGGGAGCUAUUUCCAAACGCCUGAAGGUACCACGUUCAUCUUUACAAACAAUAGUACACAAGUAUAAACACCAUGGGACCACGCAGCCAUCAUACUGCUCAGGAAGGAGAUGCAUUCUGUCUCCUAGAGAUUAACGUACUUUGGUGCGAAAAGUGCAAAUCAAUCCCAGAACAACAGCAAAGGACCUUGUGAAGAUGCUGGAGGAAACAGGUACAAAAGUAUCUAUAUCCACAGUAAAACAAGUCCUAUAUCGACAUACUCCCGAGUGGCGCAGUGGUCUAAGGCUGCCACUAGAGAUCCUGGUUCGAAUCCAGGCUCUGUCGUAGCCGGCCGCAACCGGGAGACCCAUGGGGCGGCGCGCACAAUUGGCCCAGCGUCGUCCAGGGUAGGGGAGGGAUUUGGCCGGCAGGGGAUGUAGCUCAGUUAGUAGAGCAUGGCGUUUGCAACGACAGGGUUGUGGGUUCGAUAAAAUAAUGUAUGCACUAACUGUAAGUCGCUCUGGGUAAGAGCGUCUGCUAAAUGACUAAAAUGUAAAUGUAAAUGUAUAACCUGAAAGGCCGCUCAGCAAGGAAGAAGCCACUGCUCCAAAACCGCCAUAAAAAAGCCAGACUAUGGUUUGCAACUGCACAUGGGGACAAAGAUUGUACUUUUUGGAGAAAUGUCCUCUGGUCUGAUGAAACAAAAAUAUAACUGUUUGGCCAUAAUGACCAUCGUUAUGUUUGGAGGAAAAAGGGGGUAACUUGCAAGCCGAAGAACACCAUCCCAACCGUGAAGCACAGGGGUGGCAGUAUCAUGCUGUGGGGGUGCUUUGCUGCACGAGGGACUGGUGCACUUCACAAAAUAGAUGGCAUCAUGAGGAAGGAAAACUAUGUGGAUAUAUUGAUGCAACAUCUCAAGACCAGUUAGGAAGUUAAAGCUUGGUCGCAAAUGGGUCUUCCAAAUGGACAAUGACCCCAAGCAUACUUCCAAAGUUGUGGCAAAAUGGCUUAAGGGCAACAAAGUCAAGGUAUUGGAGUGGCCAUCACAAAGCCCUGACCUCAAUCCUAUAGAAAAUGUGUGGGCAGAACUGAAAAAGUGUGUGCGAGCAAGGAGGCCUACAAACCUGACUCAGUUACACCAGCUCUGUCAGGAGGAAUGGGCCAAAAUUCACCCAACUUAUUGUGGGAAGCUUGUGGAAGGCUGCCCGAAACGUUUGACCCAAGUUAAACAAUUUAACGGCAAUGCUACCAAAUACUAAUUGAGUGUAUGUAAACUUCUGACCCACUGGGAAUGUGAUGAAAGAAAUAAAAGCUGAAAUAAAUCAUUCUCUCUACUAUUAUUCUGACAUUUCACAUUCUUAAAAUAAAGUGGUGAUCCUAAUUUACCUAAAACAGGGAAUUUUUACUAGGAUUAAAUGUCAGGAAUUGUGAAAAUCUGAGUUUAAAUGUAUUUGACUAAGGUGUAUGUAAACUUCGGACUUCAACUGUACAUAGGCGUACAGAGGCCCAUUAUCAGCCACCAUCAGUCCUGUGUUCCAAUGGCACGUUGUUUGCUAAUCCAAGUUUAUCAUUUUAAAAGGCUAAUUGAUCAUUAGAAAACCCUUUUGCAAUUAUGUUAGCACAGCUGAAAACUGUUGUGCUUAUUAAAGAAGCAAUAAAACUGGCCUUCUUGAGAUUAGUUGAGCAUCUGGAGCAUCAGCAAUUGUGGGUUCGAAUACAGGUUCAAAAUGGCCAGAAACAAAUAACUUUCUUCUGAAACUCGUCAGUCUAUUCUUGUUCUGAGAAAUGAAGGCUAUUCUAUGCGAGAAAUUGCCAAGAAACUGAAGAUCUUGUACAACGCUGUGUACUACUCCCUUCACAGAACAGUGCAAACUGGCUCUAACCAGAAUAGAAAGAGGAGUGGGAGGCCCCGGUGCACAACUGAGCAAGAGGACAAAUACAUUAGUGUCUAGUUUGAGAAACAGGCGCCUCACAGGUCCUCAACUGGCAGCUUCAUUAAAUAGUACCCGCAAAACACCAGUCUCAACAUCAACAGUGAAGAGGCGACUUCGGGAUGCUGACCUUCUAGGCAGAGUUGCAAAGAAAAAGCCAUAUCUCAGACUGGCCAAUAAAAAGAAAAUAUUAAGUUGGGCAGUCUGAGAAAUGGCUUUUUCUGACCCCAAACUUUUGAACGGUAGUGUAUACAGUCUUAGAAAAAAGGGUUCCAAAAGGGUUCUUCGGCUAUCACCGUAGAACACUUUGAAGAACCCUUUUUUGUUCAAGGUAGAAUCAUUUUUGGUUCCAUAUAGAACCCUCUGUGGAAAGGGUUCUACCUAAAACCAAAAGGGUUCUACCUGGAACCAAAAAGGGUUCUUCAAAGUGUUCUAUGGGGACAGCCGAAUAACCCUUGUAGGUUCUAGAUUGCACCUUGUUUUCUAAGAGUGUAGAAUAUGGAAAGAAUCCACAAACCUACAGAUAUGUGCAUUCUUUGUGCAUUUUACCUCAAAGCUGAAAAGCUGAGCAGUCAGUCACUUCACUGCUUAAUGCCCCUUCCAUUGAUAUUGAAUUACAAAUGCUAUUAGUGUUGAAACAAGAUAUCUCCUACAGCCUAACUGUCCACCUUAACCUAUUGUUAGAAGCUGCUUCAAAGAACCUUUCUCUGGUAGACAUUAGUUCAGUACAGAAUAGAUUGGACAUGUAGGCUAUGUGAGUUCCUGUUGUUUCUGGUAAGGAUAGAUAUUAAUCAAUCAACAGGAUGAGGGAAUUAAUACCAAGGUUAGAUACCUUUGCCAGAAGAUGGUAUGUGUUCAUUACGUUUUGCAAGGUCUCUCUUACUUAGCUACAUUCCUGUUUUUAUUAUGUUUCUGACAGAUGCCUUCAAUAUCAUUUCAUUGGAUAGUGUCAACAACUACUACAGGUCAGUGUUCACUCUUGCCUGCUAUGUCUGGAAUGAAUGUUAUUUACAUGUGUCAAAGAUACACAGUAGGCCCCUCAAGCUGAACUCUGGACCUCGAAGCCAGUUCCACUGCGAUUUUUCAUUGUUCCCCUCUAACCAGGGACUGAUUUAGACCUGGGACACCAGGUGGGUGCAAUUAAUUAUCAGGUAGAACAGAAAACCAGCAGGUUCCGGACCUCGUAGGGUAAGAGUUGAAUACCCCUGCGAGUAGGCCAUAUGAUGAGUGUCACUUUGAUUCAUGUUCAGAAACUCCUACUAGCUAUAUGACAAGCUUUCUAGCAACCAGCUCUCUUAGCCACCAGUGUAGCUAGUGUGAGUGAGUUGCCUCUCUGUGUUCGCUUGUCUGUGCAACAUGAGCACUAGAGACUUAUUGACAUUUAUUCUAGCUAUCUGAGCUACACUACCAGUCAAAAGUUUGGACACACCUACUCAUUCAAGGGUUUUUCUUUAUUUUUAAUUUUUUUUACAUUGUAGAAUAAUAGUGAAGACAUCAAAACUUUGAAAUAACACAUAUGGAAUCAUGUAGUAACCAAAAAAGUGUUAAACAAAUCAAAAUAUAUUUUUAUAUUUGAGAUUCUUCAAAUAGCCACCCUUUGCCUUGAUGACAGCUUUGCACACUCUUGGCAUUCUCUCAACCAGCUUCAUGAGGUAGUCACCUGGAAUUCAUUUCAAUUAACAGGUGUGCCUUGUUAAAAGUUAAUUUGUGGAAUUUAUUUCCUUCUUUAUGCGUUUGAGCCAAUCAGUUGUGUUGUGACAAGGUAGGGGGGUAUACAGAAGCUAGCCCUAUUUGGUAAAAAUACCUCAAAUAAGCAAAGAGAAACGACAUUCCAUCAUUACUUUAAGACAUGAAGGUCAGUCAAUACGAAACAUUUCAAGAUCUUUGAAAGUUUCUUCAAGUGCAGUCGCAAAAACCAUCCAGCGCUAUGAUGAAACUGGCGCUCAUGAAGACCGCCACAGGAAUAGACCCAGCGUUACCUCUGCUGCAGAGAAUAAGUUCAUUAGAGUUACCAGCCUCAGAAAUUGCAGCCCAAAUAAAUGCUUCACAGAGUUCAAGUCACAGACACAGCUCAACAUCAACUGUUCAGAGUGGACUGUGUGAAUCAGGCCUUCAUGGUCGAAUUGCUGCAAAGAAACCACUACUAAAGGACAUCAAUAAGAAGAAGAGACCUGCUUGGGCCAAGAAACACGAGCAAUGGACAUUAGACGCGGUGUGGGUGAACGGAUGAUCUCCGCAUGUGUAGUUCCCACCGUAAAGCAUGGAGGAGGAGGUGUUAUGAUGUGGGGGUGCUUUGCUGGUGACACUGUCAGUGAUUUAUUUAGAAUUUAAGGCACACUUAACCAGUAUGGGUACCACAGCAGUCUCCAGUGAUAUGCCAUCCCAUCUGGUUUGGGCUUAGUGGGACUAUCAUUUGUUUUUCAACAGGACAAUGACCCAACACACCUCCAGGCUGUGUAAAGGCUAUUUGACCAAGAAGGAGAGUGAUGGAGUGCUGCAUCAGAUGACCUGGCCUCCACAAUCCCCCGACCUCAACCCAAUUGAGAUGGUUUGGGAUGAGUCGGGCCACAGAGUGAAGGAAAAGCAGCCAUCAAGUGCUCAGCAUAUGUGGGAACUCCUUCAAGACUGUUGGAAAAGCAUUCCAGGUGAAGCUGGUUGAUAGAAUGCCAAGAGUGUGCAAAGCUGUCAUCAAGGCAAAGGGUGGCUAUUUGAAGAAUCUCAAAUAUAAAAUAUAUUUUGAUUUGUUGAACACUUUUUUUGGUCACUACAUGAUUCCAUAUGUGUUAUUUCAUAGUUUUGAUGUCUUCACUAUUUUACAAUGUGGAAAACAGUACAAAUAAAGAAAAACCCUUGAAUGAGUAGGUGUGUCCAAACUGUUGACUGGUACUGUGUGUAUAUAUAAAGCUAUCUAAAGCUAUAAAUAGAUGGACACAUACAGUUCACAAGCUAUAUUCUACAGCAGCGUUUCCCAAACUCAGUCCUCUGGACCCCAAGGGGUGCACGUUUUAGUUUUUGCCCUAACACUACACAGCUGAUUCAAAUGAUCAAAGCUUGAUGAUGAGUUGAUUAUUUGAAUCAGCUGUGUAGUGCUGGGACAAAGACCAAAACGUGGGAAACCCUACUGUACAGUAUAAAGACAGUUGCUAGCUCACUCUCCAAAUAUUAACCUCUUUUUGAGACAGUCUCUCAAAAUAUGACAUCGGUCUUGUGUCUGUAUGGUAUUUGUUGAGGUUUGUUCGUCAUCAGUUUAAAUAAACAGGUUCUCCACUUCAUCAUAAAACAAGGCAGAGGUGUUGAGAGCAACAUGUACACCACACUGUAUGCAUUCACCAACUCAGCCGCAUAAUAAUGAUGCCUGUUAUUAUUCCCAGGAAGUACUCAGCCAAUCAGAAAGUUGGCUCCUUCCACUAUGUCCACAAGACUCCCUUCGGCAACUACUCCUUCAUCUGUGCUGAUGCAACCAUCACCCCUGGACCCAAGCGGCCGUACAACUUCUUUGGCAUUCUCAACCAGGUACAGUAUGCCCCCCCACCAGCUUAACACCAGCCUGGUCCCAUAUGUUUGGCAUGACAAAAAACCAUAUGAGUUGGCUAUACAAUACAGCACAAACCGAUCUGGUACCAGGCUAGCGCAACACAGCUGAAUACGUUUUCUACUCUACUCUAUUCCUACUCUGUCAUUCAUUUAGACAUAAGACUGAGACAUUACAGUCUAUUUGCAUAAUCACUUGUUAUGUUCUUAUGCAACACCAUACAUUACAGACUCAGAUGGACCUGUUGGCGUCCUUCAGGACUGAGAGCCACAGCAGCAACCAGACCAUCUGGUUUGGCCAUUACACCACUUCAACGGUCAUCUCCCCCGCUCCAGGGGUGAGAGGGGUGAUGAGGUAACAGAAGUGUGUGUGUGUGAUGAGAUAACAGAAUAAUGUUUGUGGGUUUCUAUAAGCCUGUCUUCAUGUUAGUCUGCCUCUCUAAUUUCAACACCCUCUAAACAGGUUUUGGAUAAUAACUAGUAUACUGUUUUGGUUGUUAUAACAGUUCUGACAUAGGUCAUGGUAUAUUUAUAACAUAGUUAAUAGCGUAGUGGAAAUGGUAAAAGAAGGUUCUGGAAGGCCAUUCAAUUAUUUAUUGCAGACACAUUUUGGAACAAGCUCCUUCUUUAAAGCACUAUUGCAACACAGUAUCAGAAUGUUAUACAUACUUAAUAGCAUAGUUUUUGAAUCCAGUUUGUUAGUUGAGAUUUUUGUACCAUAUACAGUACCAGUCAAAAGUUUUGACACACCUACUCAUUCAAGGGUUUUUCUUUAUUUUUACAUUGUAGGAUAAUAGUGAAGACAUCAAAACUAUGAAAUAACACAUGGGAUCAUGUAGUACCAAAAAAAGUGUUAAACAAAUCAAAAUAUAUUUUAUAUUUGAGAUUCUUCAAAUAGCCACCCUUUGCCUUUGCCCACAUAUGCUGAGCACUUGUUGGCUGCUUUUCCUUCACUCUGCAGUCCGACUCAUCCCAAACCAUCUCAAUGGGGUUGAGGUUGGGGAUUUGUGGAGGCCAGGUCAUCUGAUGCAUCACUCUCCUUCUUGGUAAAAUAGCCCUUACACAGCCUGGAGGUGUGUUGGGUCAUUGUCCUUUUGAAAAACAAAUGAAAGCCCAAACCAGAUGGGAUGGCGUAUCGCUGCAGAAUGCUGUGGUAGCCAUGCUGGUUAAGUGUGUAAAUAAAUCACAGACAGUGUCACCAGCAAAGCACCCCCACACCAUAACACCUCCUCCUCCAUGCUUUACGGUGGGAACUACACAUGCAGAGAUCAUCUGUUCACCCACACCGCGUCUCACAAAGACACAGCGGUUUGAACCAAAAUUCUCACAUUUGGACUCCAGACCAAAGGACACAUUUCCACCGGUCUAAUGUCCAAUGCUCGUGUUUCUUCUUCUUAUUGGUAUCCUUUAGUAGUGGUUUCUUUGCAGCAAUUCGACCAUGAAGGCCUGAUUCACACAGUCCCCUCUGAACAGUUGAUGUUGAGAUGUGUCUGUUUCUUGAACUCUGUGAAGCAUUUAUUUGGGCUGCAAUUUCUGAGGCUGGUAACUCUAAUGAACUUAUCCUCUGCAGCAUAGGUAACUUUGGGUCUUCCAUUCCUGUGGCGGUCCUCAUGAGAGCCAGUUUCAUCAUAGCCCUUGAUGGUUUUUGCGACUGCACUUGAAAAAAGUUGUUGAAAUAUUCAGUAUUGACUGACCUUCAUGUCUUAAAGUAAUGAUGGACUGUCGUUUCUCUUUGCUUAUUUGAGCUGUUCUUGCCAUAAUAUGGACUUGGUCUUUUACCAAAUAGGGUUAUCUUCUGUAUACCCCCCUACCUUGUCACAACACAACCGAUUGGCUCAAACGCAUUAAGGAAAGAAAUUCCACAAAUUAACUUUUAAGAAGGCACACCUGUUAAUUGAAAUGCAUUCCAGGUGACUACCUCAUGAAGCUGGUUGAGAGAAUGCCAAGAGUGUGCAAAGCUGUCAUCAAGGCAAAGGGUGGCUAUUUGAAGAAAUUCAAAUAAAAUAUAUUUUGAUUUGUUUUACACGUUUUUGGUUACUACAUGAUUCCAUAUGUGUUAUUUCAUAGUUUUGAUGUCUUCAUUAUUAUUCUAUAAUGUAAAAAAUUGUAAAAUUAAAGAAAAACCCAUGAAUGAGUAGGUGUGUCCAAACUUUUGACUGGUAGUGUACAUCUGUGAUGUAAUUGUUACCGAUGCGUGCGUGUAGCUCGGCUGUAGCGUACCUGUGUGGUCACCUUCACACUCUGGGUGGCCUGAUGCCUGUACUACACAGCAGACACCCCGAGGGCACCCUGGAACUGGAGCUAGGCGACUGGAUGGACAAUCGCAGGUAAAUCUAUAGAUGCAUCAUACUUUCUACACACUCACUCGCUCACUCACUCGGACUCAAACAAACACAUACACCUUGAGUUGUGGUCUGUUUAAAUUGUGCUAUCCAAAUAAAGUUUAUACACACACACGUACACAACACUGAUAUAUUCAUUUUCUCUCGCUCUCUCUCUCUCUCUCCUCUCUCUCUCUCCUCUCUCUUCUCUCUCCAGGUACAGAGUGCUGGCGUUUGACCAUGACCUGCUGAGUUUCAUGGACCUGAAGUUUCAGCAGUGGCCUGCAGUACUCAUCACCAACCCCAAGGAGGCGCAGUACCUCCAUCCGGGAGUGGAGCCGCUAGGGAGGAUACAGAGCUCUACCCACAUCAGGUGUCCCCUCCUCAACCCUAAACCCCAUGCCAUGACCUCUAACCUCUGACCUACACCACCAUACAGAAUCACCAUCACCCACUCUGCCUUUUUACACACCUACCAUAAAUAUACCACCUAUCUCUAUAUCUCUAUUCCAUAAAACGAUCACCCUUUUCACACUACUGGGCCGAACUGAGCUGCCCCAGUUGCUGGAACUGUGCUGGACAGGGUAAUGUGAAAAGAAAAUAUCGUAACCUGCACUGUACAAUUUAGGUCAGCACAAUAGUGUGAAAAGGUUCUAAAUCACCUUCAUCACCUAUCUCCAUACCACAAAGUUUGCCAACAGUAUUUCAUAUUGGCUCACCUGUCUCUGCAGAUGUGUGUGAUGAUCUUCCCCUAUCAUCCUGUAUUCUAACCCUGGUCUCUCUGGUCCCCUCAGGAUCCUGGCCUUCUCUGAUGCCCCGGUCACAGCAGUUCAUGUCAGUGUGGACGGGGUGGAGAUGGGUAAAGGCCGGUCUACUGGAGGUCCUAUGUAUGUGGUGCCAUGGGAACCCUCUCUCUACCUUACUGGGCUGCACACUGUCACUGUCAAAGUGGAGGUAACACAGCACUUAUUACCUCAUACAGUGGGGGAAAAAAGUAUUUAGUCAGCCACCAAUUGUGCAAGUUCUCCCACUUAAAAAGAUGAGAGAGGCCUGUAAUUUUCAUCAUAGGUACACGUCAACUAUGAAAGACAAAAUGAGAAAAAAAAUCCAGAAAAUCACAUUGUAGGAUUCUUUAUGAAUUUAUUUGCAAAUUAUGGUGGAAAAUAAGUAUUUGGUCAAAAACAAAAGUUUCUCAAUACUUUGUUAUAUACCCUUUGUUGGCAAUGACACAGGUCAAACGUUUUCUGUAAGUUCACAAGGUUUUCAUACACUGUUGCUGGUAUUUUGGCCCAUUCCUCCAUGCAGAUCUCCUCUAGAGCAGUGAUGUUUUGGGGCUGUCGCUGGGCAACACAGACUUUCAACUCCCUCCAAAGAUUUUCUAUGGGGUUGAGAUCUGGAGACUGGCUAGGCCACUCCAGGACCUUGAAAUGCUUCUUACGAAGCCACUCCUUCGUUGCCCGGGCGGUGUGUUUGGGAUCAUUGUCAUGCUGAAAGACCCAGCCACGUUUCAUCUUCAAUGCCCUUGCUGAUGGAAGGAGGUUUUCACUCAAAAUCUCACGAUACAUGGCCCCAUUCAUUCUUUCCUUUACACGGAUCAGUCGUCCUGGUCCCUUUGCAGAAAAACAGCCCCAAAACAUGAUGUUUCCACCCCCAUGCUUCACAGUAGGUAUGGUGUUCUUUGGAUGCAACUCAGCAUUCUUUGUCCUCCAAACACGACGAGUUGAGUUUUUACCAAAAAAGUUCUAUUUUGGUUUCAUCUGACCAUAUGACAUUCUCCCAAUCCUCUUCUGGAUCCUCCAAAUGCACUCUAGCAAACUUCAGACGGGCCUGGACAUGUACUGGCUUAAGCAGGGGGACACGUCUGGCACUGCAGGAUUUGAGUCCCUGGCGGCGUAGUGUGUUACUGAUGGUAGGCUUUGUUACUUUGGUCCUAGCUCUCUGCAGGUCAUUCACUAGGUCCCCCCGUGUGGUUCUGGGAUUUUUGCUCACCGUUCUUGUGAUCAUUUUGACCCCACGGGGUGAGAUCUUGCGUGGAGCCCCAGAUCGAGGGAGAUUAUCAGUGGUCUUGUAUGUCUUCCAUUUCCUAAUAAUUGCUCCCACAGUUGAUUUCUUCAAACCAAGCUGCUUACCUAUUGCAGAUUCAGUCUUCCCAGCCUGGUGCAGGUCUACAAUUUUGUUUCUGGUGUCCUUUGACAGCUCUUUGGUCUUGGCCAUAGUGGAGUUUGGAGUGUGACUGUUUGAGGUUGUGGACAGGUGUCUUUUAUACUGAUAACAAGUUCAAACAGGUGCCAUUAAUACAGGUAACGAGUGGAGGACAGAGGAGCCUCUUAAAGAAGAAGUUACAUGUCUGUGAGAGCCAGAAAUCUUGCUUGUUUGUAGGUGACCAAAUACUUAUUUUCCACCAUAAUUUGCAAAUAAAUUCAUGAAAAAUCCUACAAUGUGAUUUUCUGGAAAAAAAAUUCUCAAUUUGUCUGUCAUAGUUGACGUGUACCUAUGAUGAAAAUUACAGGCCUCUCAUCUUUUUAAGUGGGAGAACUUGCACAAUUGGUAGCUGACUAAAUACUUUUUCCCCCCACUGUAUAUGUUCUAUUAUAUAGAAAUUCUAAGAGGUUGUCAAAUAUUUUGAAUAGUAGUUCAAAAGUUCUCAGAUGUUUUCUCAGAUAGCUACCAGAUGUUUUGUUACUAGUUCAGGUGAUGUGAUGAGAUGUGGCCUCUCUUAUUCUGAGUGUGUGUGUGUGUGUUUGUGUGUUAGGACGCGGUGGGGCGGUCGACGGUUCGAGAACAGCUCUUCACCCUCGAAGAGGACCUCUCCCCCAGCUUUGGUUUCUUCCAGUCCUUCAUCCUGCUCACUGACCACUACAUCCUGGUAAGAAGACAAAGAAGAAUACUUGAUUUUCCUGUCAGACUUGAGAUUUGAACGGGCAACCUUCCAGUUGUUGACCCGCCUUUCUCACUGUAGGUUACUUGCUGACCCAAUCUCAAUACCACGAGGUCUUGCUAACAUUUAACCACCAUGUCGUCACCAGGUGUGACUAGCUGUGCUCUGUGGGUUAUAGACCUAUAUACUGUACCAUCUGUCCUGUCUGUCCCACAGGCCCGGGUAGCCUUUGUCACAGGGAUGCUGCUGAAUAUUGGAGUGCUGGUGGCGUUCAGGUUCAUGCCUCUGCCCACUGUCAGAGGUGAGAUCCGCCAGACACUCCUGUCACAUCACCCUUGGGAGUAUCAAGCUGGUUGUUACCUGUGUGAGAAUUGCCAUAGUUAUUGUUCUUAACCAUCCUAUACAGUGAAAAAAUCUAGGAAUGUUGCAUAUCAUUCCACACAUGACCUCAUGUUCAUAAAUACAUGUAUUGUCUUUAAUACGCAACUUGUUGUCUAUAACCACUCUUUUCGACGUUGUAGUUUUCAAUCUUACCUGUUUUCCUGUGUCUCCCAGCGUCUUCAAGUCUUUCCUCUUGCGCCUGUCUAUCCCUGCACCUGGUCAGUAAAGCCGACACGUUCUACUACUCUCUACUGCUCUUCAACCUCUGCACUGCCUUAGGUGAGUUUCCUACUGGGUCCAGAGGACAACCAUCCAUUAAAAACUCUCUCUGUCUCUCCACCCUGUCAGCCGGUCUCAACUUGCUCCCUACCCCUUGCCCGUGUCCCUUCAAUGUUUAUAGAUCUGUGAGGUGUGAGCCUUUUAAUCCUGUUACUUUGGUUAUACCUAUCCAGACCCUUCAGAUCCGCAAACAUCUUAGGGUUAGGGCCAAGGGGAAGCAAGCCACUUGGGACUGACUGUGUGUGUCCGUCUACUCACCCUCUGUCUCUCUGCAGGUCCCUGGUUCAUAGGAGAGUUGAUUGAUGGUCACAGUGGAGCUUGCUUUGCCUUCGGAGUGGUUAUCGACGGACACUUCCUCGAGGGAAGUCUCACUUAUGUUGUUGGGGUUGUGCAGGUGAGGUGGCUGGUAUUUAGUCAGGAUCAUUAUGAGAUGAUAUUAAGAGAGGGCGGUCAUACAUGCUCAUGACAAGUCUUACAGUGCAUUAUAACUGCAUGAUAUAAUGCAUAAUGCCUGCUGGCUUUUAGUAAAGUUCUACCAGAUUUUAAAAAAAAGUAGGAGACUAUAAGGCAGUGGUCCUAUUUCCGUUAAAAGGGUUACCUGUAGUUGACAAACGCUUAUCCCCGUUUCUUCUCUCCUUCAUUUCCCAACAGCUGCUCUUCUUCAACAUGCCUCUCACCUGUUACCUGUGCUGGAGCCUUCACCUGCGUAGUCGUGGUAACUCCUUCCGCUCACACUUCUUCCGUCCGGGCUUUCUGUGGAAGACUCUGGGAGUGCAUACGGCCAUGUUGCUGCUGCUGGCCUGGCAGGGAUACUCCUGUUACUUCCUGCUGGAGACGUAUGGAUCUCUGGCCUUCUUCCUGUCCCCGGUCCGCACGUGGGCAGUAGGGAUCGCCCUGCUAUUGGUCUACCGCGCCUGGAAGGGCCCCGCCCCCUGUCUCCGUGACGACAGCAAGACAACCACAGCCUCUUGACAGUUGCACUUAUUUUCUUGACUUUCUGCUGGGGGAUUCUCUUAGUGCCAAUGUAUUUAGUUUGCUAUAUCUAUCCACUCUUCUAUACCAUAUUUCAGACUACUCUUUUGUGCAAAGUUCUUUCUCGCUCUCUCCCUUCAAAUCUACUUUCACUCGUGAUCCUAUUUCUGUUUUCCACUUUCCUAAUUUUUAAACAGUUUUAAGAGUCGAGUUGUUUCAUUUGCAUGUUAGUGUAUUGCAUGUGUAGACCACACCCCUAGACACAGUCAGCGCUCUGAAGGUCUUCUUGGUACAGUGAAGUCACUAGUUCAGUAUAUAUUGUGGAUAGAAUUGAUUGUUCAGAAAAUAUGACUGCUGUUCCUCAGUAAAAGAAGGCUGAUGUAGACAAUAUGAUGAAGUGUCUCUCGCCACUGUAUUCUGCUGUGGUAAAAUGUAUGUAUUAGUUGACCACUUGAGACUUGAUUUGUAGCAGUUAUUGAAAUUGUUGCCUAGGCCAACUGCCACACACAUCACCACUGUCAAAGGAUACAUACAAACAGUCCUGCUCUGGCAGUUUUUGUAUUUGGUUAUGGCAAACUAGCUAUAUAUUUUACACGGGUAUAGCAGACCAAUCACCUGACUGAGGUAUUUUACAUUUUUAUUUUGAGCUCUUUGAAAAUCUUCUGGCUUAAGAUAUCAGCUGUUUCUCAGGAAUGGGAGGACUUGAACAAAAAGCUGUGUCCUUUGGUCAGUCAGAAACAGACUAUAUGAUUUUUCAUAUAUUCCAUAUUAGCUCAGUGGUGAAUCCAACCACUCAAAGCAUGUUAAACAAUCAAUAUUUUUUGUGGUGAUCAAAAUGAUGAAUGUUAAAUAAUAGCAAGGGUGAAAUGACCUGAGAUUUUAUUAUGCUGGUUUAAUUUAUUUUGUAUUGUGAUUAUUUCCUUGCACUGAUUUCCUGCAAUGGUGAUGGUUAUUCUCUAUUGAGAAGUUGAUUUGGUCAGCUUUGUGUUGUCUUCUGUCUAGAAUGCAGAUAUUAUUUUUGGGAGAGUUUCAGACCAGCACUGGGUGCUCGACAUAGACUGAAAUUGGUGCCGGUACUGUUCAAAUGUAGGUGCUGGAGCUCCACAGUACUUUUUAGCUAAUAUUCUAUAAGAGAAACAGGCGCUCAAGCAGUAGGAAUGUUAAGGUGCCAGUACUCAGCUCCGGUGAGCUCCUGCCCAAGUCAAGCACUAAUCUGGAAUAUAUCAGG
This is a messenger RNA of Coregonus sp. 'balchen', 15513 nucleotides long. The record is from the annotation of a GenBank genome assembly. NCBI's taxonomy places the organism in Eukaryota, Metazoa, Chordata, Actinopteri, Salmoniformes, Salmonidae.